This is a messenger RNA of Linepithema humile (Argentine ant), 1385 nucleotides long. Lineage: Eukaryota; Metazoa; Arthropoda; Insecta; Hymenoptera; Formicidae. The record is from RefSeq and is a predicted model, not a curated record.
AGUAUCGUUCGGUCUUUCGUCGGAGCGUGUCGCGUUAGAAUCCGUGCGAAUUAACAUCGAAUAGGUGAUCUAUGUGCCGCGAUAUUGCCACCAAGUUAACGAUGAAGUGGAACGCGCGUGCAGCAAUUGCCGUCGGGGGCCGGGGGCGCUGAUCAACAAGUAGUUUGUACGCGCCGUAGUUCAGACAAGACGCCGUCGUGUUCGGAGAAGCUGUUGCUAUCAUCGCUGUCGUUCGCAUGAUUUCCUUGCACAGCUGCGUCGGGGUAUGUAUGACAAAUAUAUGACUAUCGCUGUGCGCGGCUGCAUUGCUAGAAUCGGUUUUCUUUUUCUUUUGUUUUCGAAAUUUUAACGGGAGUCAUACUUUUGCAUCGCGUCGAAGCAAUCCGCCGCCGCUUGUACAAACGCCAUGUUUUAAAUUAAUUCAAGUUUUUUUUUGGCGAUUUAUUUUGGCGAAGGAGAAAGAUUUUCUAUAUUUUCAUGAUAAAGAAGUGUUGAGCUGGUAGAAAUAAUUCGCGAAAUUGAUCGUAAUCGUAAAAAUCAUUGCAUCUUUCUGGUUUUCGGAGUGUUCGGAUUCUGAAGUUGGCGCAAUAAAUAACGAGUCGAUUGUCAGAGUGCGACGCGUGCAAGCUUCAAUGUUUGUCACACUGACCUACCGUAACGGACAUGACUUGAGUUAUUGUAAUCGAGACAAGUGAUUUCGCGUCGGUUAGAUCGUGCGUGUGAAUCGGGAGUGAAGUGCAAUAGUUUGCGAAGAUGUGAUCGCGCGUGUUAGUUUCGUAGUGAUAGGAAUCAAUCGAAUCGUCGCGUGUUUCCGCGAAUUCGCCGUGUUCGCGGGAACGGCCACAUUCGGGAGUGUUACGGGCGCUGCUGGUACCGGCAACAGGCUUUAUAAAGUGGCGGUGACGUCAAUGCACAUUUGCGCACGGAUCUUUGCGUGGGCAUGGGAUCUUCUUGUCGGUAGCGCAACGUAUCCGAUGCCGCAGUCUGUGGGAAUAGAAGUGCGGGUGACCAACGAGAUCCCCGUCGUUACGACGGAAACAAAUGUCGUACGAGAUGCAGCACCGCCUUGGACUACCACAUCGGCUCCGAGUCGGACUACCCCGCCCACCCCCACAAAUCCACAUUCACAAUACUUAUCGCCUCAUGUCUUGCAUGGACGGAACUCGCUUUGUUCCGCGAACGAUUACACGCGAAGGAGACGACCUAUGACACUGCGCAUCGGUCCUCGUUUGAGUCUUCCGAACAGAAGCACAUCGGCGCCGACCACAACCACAGACGGGGAGUGGCGUGCACUUAGGUGUCCGAGUAGUCUCAUUGUUGCUCGAAAAAGUAUACGAUGGUCGGUAAAAACAGUUGACCAUCUUCGCGCAAGGAACGGAACGUAA